Molecule: messenger RNA, 854 nt
Organism: Drosophila teissieri
Lineage: Eukaryota; Metazoa; Arthropoda; Insecta; Diptera; Drosophilidae
Gene: RpL10
Product: 60S ribosomal protein L10
Exons: 5
Coding region: 74-775 (233 amino acids)
Biological process (GO): ribosomal large subunit assembly; translation
Cellular component (GO): cytosolic large ribosomal subunit; ribosome
Molecular function (GO): structural constituent of ribosome
Source: RefSeq, a predicted model, not a curated record
AAAAAUAAGAAAAUCGCGAACCUCACGUACAAGAACAUCGGUUUUUCUAGGAAACAUUUUCUGCUUCCGGUUGAUGUUUCUUCCUUUUCUCGUGUGCUUCGUUGGAAGAGGAGUCAAAAUGGGACGACGACCAGCAAGAUGCUACCGCUAUUGUAAAAAUAAGCCGUACCCUAAAUCUCGAUUUUGUCGUGGUGUCCCCGACCCCAAAAUUCGUAUAUUUGAUUUGGGAAGGAAAAAAGCUACUGUAGAGGAUUUUCCUCUUUGUGUUCAUUUGGUUUCUGAUGAAUAUGAACAGCUGAGUAGUGAAGCUUUGGAAGCUGGACGCAUUUGUUGCAACAAGUACUUGGUAAAGUACUGCGGUAAGGACCAGUUCCACAUUCGAAUGCGGCUGCAUCCAUUCCACGUCAUUCGUAUCAACAAAAUGUUGUCGUGCGCUGGAGCUGAUAGGCUUCAAACUGGAAUGCGUGGAGCGUUUGGAAAGCCGCAGGGUACAGUUGCUCGAGUUCGUAUUGGUCAACCCAUUAUGUCUGUCCGCUCUAGCGAUCGUUACAAGGCUCAAGUUAUUGAAGCUUUGAGGCGUGCAAAGUUUAAGUUCCCUGGACGUCAGAAGAUCUAUGUUUCAAAGAAGUGGGGUUUCACAAAAUACGAACGUGAGCGUUAUGAAGAACUGCGCGAUGACAACCGCCUUGAGCAAGAUGGUUGCAAUGUGAAAUACCGCCCAGAGCAUGGCCCAAUUGCAGCUUGGGAAAAAGCUCAGCGUGAUGUUUAUGCUUAAAAAUACAGUUAAAUAAAAUGUCACAUAAACUUUUGUAAUUCAGAAACAAUAUACAAAAUUACUAUUUGCUGAGCACAUA